AUGGCUGACAGAGGCGGGAAGAUUCUUCCAGGGCCGGUGUACAUCGAGGUGGAGUAUGAUUACGAGUACGAAGCGAAGGACAGAAAGAUUGUGAUAAAGCAAGGGGAGCGGUACCUCCUGGUGAAGAAGACCAAUGAUGACUGGUGGCAGGUCAAGCCAGACGAGAGUUCCAAAGCGUUCUACGUGCCGGCCCAGUACGUGAAGGAGGUGGGCCGCCGAGCCCUGAUGCCGCCAGUGAAGCAGGCCCCGGGGCUGCCAAACCACUCUGUGAAGACGGCGCAGAGUCUCCACCUCCAGCGGUCUUCGGAGAAUGUGAACAGGUUGCCCGAGCUGUCAAGCUUUGGAAAGACAUCCUCGUCUUCUGUUCAAGGAACAGGUCUUGUUCGUGAUGCCAAUCAGAAUUUUGGGCCCAGUUACCUUCCAGGUCAGACCGUCAGCCUCAGCCUGGACCUGACCCACAAUAAUGGAAAACUCAACAGUGACUCACAUUCUCCCAAAGUUUCUGGCCAGAAUAGGACACGCUUAUUUGGUCACUUUACCGGUCCUGAGUUCCUGGAGGUGGAGAAAGCUGGCUUCUCCCAGGAGCAGUCUUGUGACUCAGCGGGAGAAGGAUCGGAACGGAUCCAGCAGGAUUCGGAGUCCGGCGAUGAGCUAAGCAGCAGCUCCACUGAGCAGCUCAGGGCAAUGACACCUCCAAAUCAAGGGCGGCCUGAUUCUCCCGUCUACGCUAACCUGCAGGAACUGAAGAUAUCCCAGUCGGCUCUUCCCCCGCUCCCCGGAAGCCCAGCAAUUCAGAUUAAUGGAGAAUGGGAAACUCAUAAAGAUAGUUCAGGGCGUUGUUAUUACUAUAACAGAGGUACACAGGAAAGAACUUGGAAACCCCCUCGUUGGACUCGAGAUACGAACACAAGCAAAGGAGAUUCCCAGAGUCCAGGGGAUCAAGAGCUUCUUUCAUCAGAAGAAAACUACCACAGCAUUUGUCACAGCCAGUCAGAUAGUCAGUGUGGUUCUCCUCCAAGGGGUUGGUCAGAAGAGUUGGAUGAACGUGGGCAUACCUUAUAUACCAGUGACUAUACUAAUGAAAAGUGGCUCAAGCAUGUUGACGAUCAAGGUAGACAGUAUUACUACAGUGCAGAUGGAUCUCGCUCAGAGUGGGAGUUGCCAAAGUACAAUGCUUCGUCUCAGCAGCAAAGAGAAAUUAUUAAAAGUAGGAGUCUGGACAGGCGGCUGCAAGAACCAAUAGUAUUGUCAAAGUGGAGACAUAGCACCAUUGUGCUGGAUGCCAAUGACAAGGAAUCUCCAUCUGCCUCAAAACCCUGCUAUCCUGAACAUGAGUCUUCUCCCUCUUCACCAAAGCACCAAGAUACAGGUCAAGAGAAAUAUGGAUUAUUAAAUGUAACAAAAAUUACUGAAAAUGGAAAAAAGGUUCGAAAGAACUGGUUGUCUUCCUGGGCCGUUUUGCAGGGUUCAUCUUUACUCUUCACUAAAACCCAAGGAAGUAGCACAAGUUGGUUUGGGAGUAAUCAGUCCAAACCAGAGUUCACGGUGGACCUUAAGGGAGCGACCAUUGAGAUGGCUUCAAAGGAUAAAUCCAGCAAAAAGAAUGUAUUUGAGCUGAAAACCCGUCAAGGAACCGAAUUGCUGAUUCAGUCUGACAAUGACACUGUUAUCAAUGAUUGGUUUAAAGUUCUCAGUAGUACUAUCAGUAAUCAGACAGUAGAACCCGAUGAAGCAAUUGAAGAGGAGAUACCAGAUUCACCAGGAAUAGAAAAGCACGAUAAAGAAAAGGACCAGAAGGAGCCAAAGAAAUUGCGUUCCACAAAAGUAUCUAGCAUAGAUUCUUCAGAACAGAAAAAAACCAAGAAAAACUUGAAGAAGUUUCUUACACGACGCCCCACUUUGCAAGCUGUUCGUGAAAAAGGUUAUAUUAAAGAUCAGGUAUUUGGAGCCAAUCUUUCUAAUCUGUGUCAGAGAGAGAAUAGCACCGUGCCAAAAUUUGUGAAAUUAUGCAUUGAGCAUGUCGAGCAAUAUGGGCUGGAUGUUGAUGGGAUUUACAGAGUUAGUGGCAACCUUGCAGUGAUCCAGAAGCUGAGGUUUGCAGUCAAUCACGAUGAGAAAUUGGACUUGAAGGAUAGUAAAUGGGAAGAUAUUCAUGUCAUCACUGGAGCCCUCAAAAUGUUUUUUCGAGAAUUACCGGAACCUCUCUUUACAUUUAAUCAUUUUAAUGAUUUUGUUAAUGCAAUUAAACAAGAACCACGACAGCGUGUCUCUGCUGUGAAGGACCUGAUCAAACAGUUGCCAAAGCCAAAUCAGGACACAAUGCAGAUUCUGUUCAGACAUCUCAAAAGAGUUAUAGAAAAUGGAGAAAAAAACCGAAUGACGUAUCAGAGCAUAGCGAUUGUUUUUGGUCCCACUCUGCUCAAGCCAGAGAAGGAAACUGGUAACAUAGCGGUCCAUACCGUCUACCAGAAUCAGAUCGUAGAAUUAAUUCUUCUCGAGAUAAAUUCCAUCUUUGGACGCUGA
Molecule: messenger RNA, 2523 nt
Organism: Rangifer tarandus platyrhynchus (Svalbard reindeer)
Lineage: Eukaryota; Metazoa; Chordata; Mammalia; Artiodactyla; Cervidae
Source: the annotation of a GenBank genome assembly